GAUAGCUGGCCUUCUUCUCCUCGGCGCCUGCUGUGCAUCAGCGUCUCGAGGCUCUGCCCUUUACAAGACAGUAUUAUCAGAGAGGGAGAGAGAGAGAGAGGGGAUGGCGGUUGUAGCAUGGUGAGGGUACAGGGUGCAGCGCCUGCGGUGCAUCAGCGGCUCGAGGCUCUGCCUUUUACCAGACAGUAUUAUAACACACACACAGAGAGAGAGAGAGAGAGAGAGAGAGAGAGAGGGAAGGGCGGUUGUAGCAUGAUGAGGGUAGAGGCUGCAGUCCAUUUGUUUCAGCUAGGGGUUGGAGCGCUAUUGUUGGGCUGAAAUAGCGGGGGGUGGGAGGAGGCGGAGGAAGAACAAGAUUGGCGCGCGCGCUUAGGGGUGGCGGAGCCCGUGCACUGUGCUCGUUCGUUGUGUCGCCGCGCGCCGCGCCAUCGGCCAUUCGCCCUUCACCUCGGUGGCCAUCGGACUGGGAGCGGAAUGGCUUCGUCGUCGCUUGCCCGCGGCGUUGGCGCGGUUCAUGUAGGUGACUUGGCAUCGCACUCAGCGGAGAUAGGCGCAUCCGCAGGUGCGGUGUCCGCGCGGCGGCUUCCGGCAUUCCCCCAUCGGCUCGGUAGUGCCAGCUUUUCUGAGACGAGCGGAGGCGGCGAGCGCGGGAGCUGUCAAACUGCCACGUGUUGCUCUCGGGGCUGUCAGCUCCCCUCCUCCUCCUCCUCUCCCGCUUCGUCCUCGUCGUCCGGCGCUUCGCUGCGCCUCUCGUGGUCGUCCCAUCAAUGCGACCAAUCCUCGGCGCGCUUUGGGUUGCGCCGACUGCGUGCGCGCCGUCAUGGCCUUCCCCGCGGAGCUGCGCGUCGCGGUCCGCGAUCCCCUGUGGUCCAGCCCUUGGCCGCCAGCCCCCCCCCCGAGGUCUCCUCCGUCUCCACGGAACCUCUAACUGUUGAAGAUCUUACCAAUCACUUGAGGGCCGGCUGCAAGCCCAAGAGUAUGUGGAGGAUUGGCACGGAGCACGAGAAGUUCGGCUUUGAGAUGGCCACUCUGCGGCCAUUGAAUCACUCGCAAAUUGCCACGAUUCUCGAAAGCCUGGCAGAGAGGUUCGACUGGAAGAGGGUGCUUGAGGGGGACAACAUCAUUGGCCUUCAGUUGAGCGGCCAGAGCGUUUCCCUGGAGCCUGGGGGUCAAUUUGAGUUGAGCGGUGCUCCUGUCGACACCUUGCACCAGACGUGCGCAGAGGUGAACACGCACUUGUACCAGGUGAAAGCUGUCGCCGAAGAGCUGAACUUCGGGUUCUUGGGAGCCGGAUUUAUCCCCAAGUGGACUGUUCCUGAGAUCCCGAUAAUGCCGAAGGGAAGGUAUGAUAUCAUGCGCAACUACAUGCCCAAGGUCGGGACUCGAGGGCUGGACAUGAUGUUCCGUACCUGCACGGUUCAGGUGAACCUUGAUUUCGAAUCAGAGCAAGAUAUGAUCGAUAAGUUCAGGGUGGGCCUUGCGUUGCAGCCGAUAGCGACGGCGCUGUUCGCCAACUCCCCCUUCAAAGAGGGCAAGCCGAACGGGUUUGUGAGCUACCGAAGCGAGAUAUGGAAGGAUGUGGACAACGACCGAAGUGGGGAUCUUCCGUGGGUGUUCGAUGAAGAUUUCUCGUUUGAGAAGUAUGUGCAGUACGCGCUGGACGUGCCCAUGUACUUCCUGUACAGGAACAAGAAGUACGUCAACUGCUUGCCCUACACCUUUCGGGAUUUCAUGGAAGGGAGGGCAAAGCCAGUGUUAGGGGAAACGCCGACGUUGAUUGAUUGGGACAACCAUCUGACGACCAUCUUUCCCGAGGUCAGGCUAAAGCGGUUCUUAGAGAUGAGAGGUGCGGAUGGGGGGCCGUGGCGGCGGCUGUGUGCGCUGCCUGCCUUUUGGGUGGGCCUGCUUUAUGAUGAGCAGGCAUUGCAAGAUGUCCUUGGGCUUAUCAGUGACUGGACGCAAGAGGAGCGCUCAACGCUGAGAAAUCAGGUCCCUAAACUCGGACUUCAGACUCCAUUUCGAAGCGGCCUUCUUCAGCACGUGGCGCAGGAAGUGUUCAAGAUAUCCAAGGCCGGCCUAGAGAGAAGAGGGUUCAAGGAAAGUGGUUUCCUACGCGAGCUGGAAGAAACUGUUGAAACGGGGGUCACACCGGCGGAGAGGUUGCUGAAGCUAUACUAUGGCCCGUGGAAGGAGAGCGUCGAUCCUAUUUACGAGGAGCUUCUCUACUGAGCAGACAUCGACGGUUCAUCCUGUACUGUAUUUCCCAUGCAGCUGCUGCACUGUCUCUCCAACAGGACAAAAACAAUAACAACAGCAACAAUAUACUCCGACCGACCAAGUGCAGGCCACGGAGGCGCACUAAGAAUCAAGAUGCAAUUCCGACUAGGUGCAUGCGCAAACUAAGAAUCAAGACGAGCGGAAUGGGAAUUUGAUUGAUUGAUUGAUUGAUGAUGGAGUUAGAGUAAAUGGCGUGAUAAGCGGAAGAGCGAUCGCGCGCCUUUCUUGGCCUGCAGUCUGCUUCUUCACUAAACCCUUGUGGUUCUUCAUCGGCAGCCAUAGCUGGCUGGGUGGCUGCUUACUUCGUGACGGACCAUAACGGACUGCUUACGCUGUAACGGACCAUAACGGACUGCUUACGCUGUAACGGACCAUAACGGACUGCUUACGCUGUAACGAAUUAUGACGACGACGAUAAUGAAUGAGCAUCUCGACUACUGCUGUGAAAUGGCCAGCGAGCGACCAGCCUGAAUUCGCCGCGGGCGGGCGGGCAUUUUGAGAGAGAGGUGGAGGCAGCAGGGGGGGAGGUGACCAGUUUGCCGACAAAACUGUCUUUUGUUUUUCAGUUUUAAGAAUAUCCUUGGAGCCAUUUAUUGUUUUAAACGCUGUGUUUGACUGUAUAUGCACUCCAGUGAAGCGGUAGGAGUAGUGAUGUGAAGAAAACGUGUUUGACUGUAUAUGAACUCCAGGUAAGCGGUGGGAGUAGAGUGAUGUGAAGAAAGUGUUUGACUGUAUAUGCUCUCCAGGUAAGCGGUAGUAGUAGUAGUAGUAGUAGUGAUGUGCAAGGGUAUCCUUGGCGCCGUGUAUGGUUUGACUGUAUUUUACUGUGUAUGUAAUCCAGGUGAGUGAAAGGGUUGAGGAUGAUCGUGACGUGAGGUGCACGGGCUUGAGAUAUAAAAGAGAGAUGAGAGAGAGAGAGGGCAUUGAUGUGUUGAGGGCAAAGCUGCCUGACUAGAGAUCUGUGACUUAUGGAUUGUGGCCGAGCUGCGGGAGAAGAGAAGAGAUUGAGGUGGAGGAAAUAUUAUUACUAUUUGGUGUUGCCACACAAUUGG
This is a messenger RNA of Chara braunii, 3329 nucleotides long. Lineage: Eukaryota; Viridiplantae; Streptophyta; Charophyceae; Charales; Characeae. The record is from the annotation of a GenBank genome assembly.